Molecule: messenger RNA, 1818 nt
Organism: Notechis scutatus (mainland tiger snake)
Lineage: Eukaryota; Metazoa; Chordata; Lepidosauria; Squamata; Elapidae
Source: RefSeq, a predicted model, not a curated record
AUGGUGACUCUCGAGGGCGCAUCCGCCGCGGCCUUGCCUGAAGACCGGACGGAGCCGGGACCGUUGAGCCCGUUCGCCCCGGGCGCCGCCGCCGCCUCUUCUGCCCGCACUUCCCCCGCGGGUCCUUCACCGCCGCCGCCGCCGCCUCCCCCGCCGCCCGUGAGCCUGCUCGACGCCGCGCCCUGCGAGGGGGCAGUCGAGGAGCCCUCCACGCGGCGCCCGGUCCGGCUACGGAACUUCAACUGGGAGGCCAUUCCGGCGGAGCGCAUCCAUGGGCGCUCCAACCUCUGGACGGCGGCGCGACAGCGCGGCGACUGGACGCCCGACUGGCAUCUGCUGGAGGAGCUCUUCGGACAGCGGCCGGAACCGGCCGGCAGCGGCCUCUGGACUGCCCCCGCGACCGAGCAGGCCUCCCUUUUGGAUGCCAAGAAAAUCCUGAAUCUGGGAAUUUUUCUCAAGCAGUUCAAGAGGCCAGUUCAAGACAUUGUGACCGAUAUCUACCAUGGCACAGGAGUCCCUUACGGGCCGGAGAAGCUGCUGGAGCUCUUUAAGAUGCUUCCUGACGGGAAGGAGGUGGAGAAGCUGGAGUCUUUCCGGGGGGACCGGAGCCGCCUCUCUGAGGCCGAGGUCUUUGCACUGCUUCUUGUCCAAGUGCCCAGCUAUGCCCGUCGCCUGGAGCUCCUCGUGCUGAAGCUGCAGCUGCUUCCCCAGCUCAACGCCCUCCAGUCGGCCAUCCAGACCCUGACCAGGGCAUCCUUGGAGCUGCUGGGGUGUGAAGAGCUGCAUGACCUCAUUCGGCUGGUGCUGAAGAUGGGAAACUACCUGAACCAGGGAGGCUAUGCUGGCUCUGCCUGCGGCUUUCACGUGUCGUCCCUCCUGAGGUUGCCAGACACGAGGGGCAACCAACCGGGCAUGGACCUCCUGCAUUUCGUAGCCUUGGAGGCCGAGAGGAAGGAGCCCAGCCUUCUGCAUUUUCCCCAUAAGCUCCGGCAUGCGGCCCCUGCCUCACGGAUCGAUGACCAGGAGUUGGCAGCAGAAUUGCAGAGCCUGGAGCAGCAUCUCCUGGGAGCCCAGCAGGACCUGGAGGGCCUGGGUUUGGAGGGCCAGAUGGGGCCCUUCCUGCAUGGGGCAGAGCUGGAACUGAGGGCCGUGAAAGCCGCCUGGCAAGACCUCCAGCGGGCCACAGCCAGUCUCUCCGACUUCCUCUGCGAAGACCCCGAGGCCUUCAGCUUGCCCGAGUGUUGCGGCAUCUUCCACGCCUUUGGGGAGCGCUUCCUCGGGGCCAUCGAGGAGAACCAGGCCCGGGAGGCCGCCAUGCGCCGAGAGCAGCAGCGGAGGCUGCGGGAGCAGGCAAAGCAGAAGAGGCGCUCCAUUGCCACCUGCUCCUCCCGAGACCCCGGCCUGCAGGACGUGGAGCUGGACCUGCUUGCCUCCUGGGCUCCUCCUUCCUCUGGGAGCCCCCAGGGUCGGGAGAGGCCCCUGCACCUCAACCGGCGGCACACACUCACCAUGCUGGCCCCUUGCCCUGAACCCCUGGAGGCUGCCCCCGAGCCCCCUCCCCCAGCCCCCGCAAGCCAUAGCAAGAAGGCCAAGAGCUUUAGCCAGAGCCUCAAGGCCUUGCUCAGCACCCCUCCAGCCAUGCCUGCCUCCCCCGCCUGCGCCCAGGGCCCCCGCUCCCCCAGCCCCUUCUGCCUACCUGCCUUCUUCCAGGCGAGGGGGCCGGAGAACCCCUCUUCCCCCGCCUCCAAGGAGGUCUGUAGCCUGGUGGGAUUCCUGCGUCGCCUGAGUGUAGGGGAGAAGCCCCGCAGCCCCUCCUAG